Vigna umbellata (rice bean) is the source of this 3006-nucleotide messenger RNA. The record is from RefSeq and is a predicted model, not a curated record. Lineage: Eukaryota; Viridiplantae; Streptophyta; Magnoliopsida; Fabales; Fabaceae.
CCCUUGAUUGAUGAUAGGUGUUUCUUGCAGUGGCUUGUCAAGAUCCCAUCUGAACAGGAGCAGUUAAGAGCUCGCCAAAUAAGUGCACAGCAAAUAAAUAAGGUGGAGGAAUUGUGGAAGACAAAUCCUGAUGCUUCCUUUGAGGACCUUGAGAAGCCUGGUGUAGAUGAUGAACCUCAGUCUGUGGCUUUGAAAUAUGAAGAUGCAUAUCAGUAUCAAAAUGUAUUUGCACCUCUUAUCAAGCUUGAAGCUGAUUAUGACAAGAUGAUGAAAGAAUCACAAAGUAAGGACAAUGUCACCAUUCGAUGGGAUAUUGGUCUUAAUAAGAAGCGUGUUGCCUAUUUUGUAUUUCCAAAGGAGGAUAAUGAGUUGCGGCUUGUACCUGGUGAUGAGUUACGACUCCGUUAUUCUGGUGAUGCUGCUCAUCCUGCAUGGCAGUCAGUGGGUCAUGUGAUUAAGCUAACUGCACAAGAGGAGGUUGCAUUGGAGCUCCGUGCUAGUCAGGGUGUUCCUGUUGAUGUUAACCAUGGGUUCAGUGUUGAUUUUGUCUGGAAAAGUACAAGCUUUGAUAGGAUGCAGGGAGCUAUGAAAACCUUUGCUGUGGAUGAGACAAGUGUUAGUGGGUAUAUUUAUCAUCACUUACUGGGUCAUGAAGUUGAGGUUCAGAUGGUCCGAAAUGCUUUACCUCGUCGCUUUGGUGCACCUGGCCUUCCUGAGCUGAAUGCAUCUCAAGUUUUUGCUGUCAAGAGUGUUCUUCAGAGGCCUAUAAGUUUGAUUCAAGGACCACCUGGAACUGGUAAGACUGUAACUUCUGCAGCACUUGUAUAUCACAUGGCCAAGCAAGGUCAGGGACAGGUUUUGGUUUGUGCACCCAGUAAUGUAGCUGUGGACCAGUUAGCUGAAAAGAUAAGUGCUACUGGAUUAAAGGUUGUGAGGCUUUGCGCAAAAUCAAGGGAAGCUGUCAGUUCCCCUGUUGAGCAUUUAACUCUCCACUAUCAGGUUCGACAUCUUGACACGUCUGACAAGAGUGAACUUCAUAAGUUGCAACAACUGAAGGAUGAGCAAGGUGAACUUUCCAGCAGUGAUGAGAAAAAGUACAAAGCUCUUAAGCGAGCAACUGAGAGGGAGAUUUCUCAGAGUGCAGAUGUGAUCUGCUGUACAUGUGUUGGUGCUGGAGAUCCUCGACUAGCAAAUUUUAGGUUCCGUCAGGUGCUUAUUGAUGAGUCUACUCAAGCAACUGAACCUGAGUGCCUCAUACCUUUGGUCCUAGGAGCAAAGCAGGUUGUUCUUGUUGGUGAUCAUUGUCAGCUUGGUCCAGUUAUUAUGUGCAAGAAAGCAGCUCGUGCUGGAUUAGCUCAGUCACUUUUUGAGAGACUUGUUCUACUUGGUGUUAAGCCAAUUAGGUUGCAGGUUCAGUACCGAAUGCAUCCAUGUCUUUCAGAAUUUCCCUCAAACAGCUUCUAUGAAGGCACCCUGCAGAAUGGAGUCACUGUUAAUGAAAGGCAAUCAUCAGGAAUCGAUUUUCCAUGGCCAGUUCCAAACCGUCCUAUGUUUUUCUAUGUUCAGAUGGGACAAGAAGAGAUAAGUGCUAGUGGAACAUCUUAUUUAAAUAGGACUGAGGCUGCAAAUGUUGAAAAGAUUGUAACUACUUUCUUAAAAAGUGGUGUGGUUCCAAGUCAGAUUGGUGUGAUAACACCUUAUGAAGGACAAAGAGCUUAUAUUGUGAACUAUAUGUCAAGAAAUGGUGCUCUCAGGCAGCAGCUUUACAAGGAGAUUGAGGUUGCUAGUGUUGAUUCUUUUCAAGGAAGGGAAAAAGAUUACAUAAUUCUUUCUUGUGUAAGAAGUAAUGAACAUCAGGGCAUUGGGUUCCUGAAUGAUCCCAGGAGGCUUAAUGUUGCCUUGACUCGUGCAAGAUAUGGAAUUGUUAUUUUGGGUAACCCUAAAGUUUUGAGCAAGCAGCCUCUGUGGAAUAGUUUAUUGACUCACUACAAGGAACACGAGUGCUUAGUUGAAGGGCCUUUAAAUAAUUUGAAGCAGAGUAUGGUUCAGUUUCAGAAACCCAAGAAGAUUUAUAAUGAGCGAAGGCUUUUUUACGGAGGUGGACCUGGAAUUGCAGCUAAUGAUAAUUUUGGUUCUGUUGGAUCUGGAGCUGGAACAAGUUCAGAUCGUCGGAGUAGUCGAGGAAGGGGAUCUUAUAUACCUCCUGGUCCACCAAAUGGAACUCACAAGCCUGGAGUGCAUCCUGCUGGAUAUCCUGUGCCAAGAGUUCCCUUGCCUCCCUUCCAUGGUGGUCCACAAUCUCAACCAUAUGCCAUUCCUUCACGUGGGGCCGUUCAUGGACCUGUUGGGGCAGUUCCUCAUGUUCCAUCUCCUGGGAGUCGAGGUUUUGGGGCUGGUAGAGGUAAUUCUGGUGCUCCAAUUGGCAAUCAUCUUCCACACCAACAAGGCACCCAACAGCCGAUUGGGAAUAUUGGAUCUACCUUUAACNAAAAUCGACCACCUGGAACUGGUAAGACUGUAACUUCUGCAGCACUUGUAUAUCACAUGGCCAAGCAAGGUCAGGGACAGGUUUUGGUUUGUGCACCCAGUAAUGUAGCUGUGGACCAGUUAGCUGAAAAGAUAAGUGCUACUGGAUUAAAGGUUGUGAGGCUUUGCGCAAAAUCAAGGGAAGCUGUCAGUUCCCCUGUUGAGCAUUUAACUCUCCACUAUCAGGUUCGACAUCUUGACACGUCUGACAAGAGUGAACUUCAUAAGUUGCAACAACUGAAGGAUGAGCAAGGUGAACUUUCCAGCAGUGAUGAGAAAAAGUACAAAGCUCUUAAGCGAGCAACUGAGAGGGAGAUUUCUCAGAGUGCAGAUGUGAUCUGCUGUACAUGUGUUGGUGCUGGAGAUCCUCGACUAGCAAAUUUUAGGUUCCGUCAGGUGCUUAUUGAUGAGUCUACUCAAGCAACUGAACCUGAGUGCCUCAUACCUUUGGUCCUAGGAGCAAAGCAGAAAAAUUUCUGA